CUGACCAUGACGUAAUACACAAAAACAUGGUUCCCUUGUUUUGAAGCGUAAAGCGUGCUAAGUGCCCCCUUAACUUCAGUACGCAUGAGGAUGCUUCCCCAAAACUGAGAGGCCGGAAGACGACCUGAAGAGACGAUGGCCCAGUCCGCGGAGACGUGUGCUGAAACUGGACGAAGGCUGCGCUCCAUCUGCCGGAGGAUGUACGACGAGAACGAGGAUCUAUCUGACGUGGAGGAAAUCGCAAACAUCAGAGGUUUCAGCGUGGAGGAAAAGCUCUCCAGUGACUGCUACAACUCAGAUUUUGUCCAGUUCAUGAAGGGCAGAGACUUCUCUUAUGAAUACGUGCAAAGAGAGGCCCUCAGGAUACCACUUAUUUUUAAAGAGAAAGAUGAAUUAGGGAUAAGCAUGCCUGAUCCAGAGUUCACAGUCAGUGAAAUAAAAGGAUUAGUUGGUAGUCGCAGGUCUGUGGACGUCAUGGAUGUGAGCACUCAAAAAGGCUCUGAAAUGAGCAUGGCUCAGUUUGUCCGUUAUUAUGAGACACCAGAGGAAGAGCGUGACAAACUCUUCAAUGUCAUCAGCUUAGAGUUCAGCCACACUAAGCUGGAGCAUCUCAUCAAGCGGCCCACAGUGGUGGAUCAAGUUGACUGGGUGGACAACAUGUGGCCUCCUGAUCUGAAGCAUAGCCAAACAGAAGCCACCAACAUUAUUUCAGAGAUGAAGUACCCUAAAGUGCAAAGGUACUGUUUGAUGAGUGUAAAGGGCUGCUACACAGACUUUCACAUUGAUUUCGGAGGGACUUCAGUUUGGUACCAUGUAUUCAAGGGACAGAAAGUGUUCUGGCUUGUACCUCCAACCCCACAUAACCUUGCACUGUAUGAGGACUGGGUCCUAUCAGGCAAGCAGAGUGACAUCUUCCUGGGAGACCGGGCUGAUGGAUGCCAGAGAGUGGAGCUGAAACAAGGAUACACUUUCUUCAUCCCGUCUGGUUGGAUCCAUGCCGUUUACACUCCUGUGGACACACUAGUGUUUGGAGGCAACAUUCUGCACAGCUUCAACAUCCCUAUGCAGUUUAUUAUCCAUGAGAUAGAAAACCGGACAAAGGUUCAUUCCAAAUUCCGCUUCCCAUUUUACUAUGAAAUGUGCUGGUACGUCCUGGAGCGAUACCUGCACUGUCUGACCAAACGGUCCUACCUUAGUCAGGAGAUCCAGAAAGGAUCUGCCGACUAUGAGACAAAGACAGAAAGCCCUUGUUCGGACUCCAGGAGUCAAGACAUAAAUGAGGACUUCUGUGGACCUCAAGUCAGGGACGGCCACGGAGAAAAAGCUGAAAGACCCGCUGGAGAUGGCACCUGCUCACCUGACGACGUCAAGGGCCCCCUGCUUAAAGCGGUUUUAUCUGUUGACUCUGAGGACAGCUGUAAUCCUAGCUCCACGUCUCUAGAUUUCCCCAAAACCCCCUCAGAUUCUCCAGGCUCCGAGUCUCAGAGCAAGUGGACUCACUUGACUCAGCAUGAGCUGAUCGGGCUCAGGACACUGGUGGAGAAGUUGGAGUCACUCCCUGAAAAUAAAAAAUGUGUUCCGGUGGGGAUAGAGAGCCCUCAGGCCCUCCUGGAUGACAUGAAGAUUUUUCUGAAGGAACAUGCUGAUGAUGACCCAAAGUUAGCAAUCACUGGGGUUCCUGUUGUAUUAUGGCCUAAGAAAGUGUUAAAGCCUCGGCCUCCCAACCGGCCGAAACCUAAGAUGGCAGCGUCUCCUGCAUCAGCAGUCAAGCUGUCGGCCAGCCGGGGAACGUCUGGUGCCAGGAGAAGAAGGACGCGUUGUCGAAAGUGCGAGGCGUGUCUCCGGACGGAGUGCGGCGAGUGCCACUUCUGUAAAGACAUGAAGAAGUUUGGAGGGCCGGGGCGAAUGAAGCAGUCCUGCAUCAUGAGGCAGUGCAUUGCACCUGUCCUGCCCCACACAGCAGUGUGUCUUGUCUGUGGAGAAGCUGGAAAGGAGGACACGGUGGAGGAUGAGGAGGAGAAGUUUAACCUGAUGCUCAUGGAGUGCUCCAUAUGUAACGAGAUUGUUCAUCCAAACUGUCUCAAGAUUAAAGAUUCAAACGGAUUAGUCAAUGAUGAGCUGCCAAACUGCUGGGAGUGUCCAAAGUGUAACCAUGCGGGGAAAACUGGGAAAGCCACAAAGCAAAAAAGGGGGCCAGGAUUUAAGUAUGCGUCGAACCUUCCUGGCUCCCUUCUCAAAGAACCACGGUUAAACCGAGACUCAAAGGAGGAGCCUGAGCCACUGCCGCCUGCGCUGCCGGUGGUGAUGGCUACAACAAUUGUUAACACGCUGACGACUACGUCUGCUGUGAAAAGAAAAGCGGAGCGGGAAGUAACCUCUAAGAAGAACGAGGAGGAGCCUCAAAGGAAACGUCCGCCCCUGUUAGCUCUGGAUAGUUUGCCACGAACACGGCUUGAAGAUAAUCCGUUACGGAAGAAAAGGAAACUGUUUGACACAAAUGAUGAACCCAUUAUGUUAAAAAAGAAGAAAAAGCUUUUAAAACCAGAUGAUCAAUUUAGUCCAAAGCUUUUGCAACAAAUCAAGACAGAGAAUGAUCACAGGGAGGAAGAUGAGAGACAAUGGGACCAUGAAGAAGAUGUCUUAUCCCUAGAUAAUAUGCAUUUUAAAAAGAAGAAUGAGUAUUCCAAUGAGGUGCCAAAUGAGGACACAGAAGAAGAGGAGGCUGCAAUCAAAGAGAGAGAUGGUACUACACAUGACAAAGCCAAGGUGCUCGCAAGUCCUCUGCUAAGAACAUCUUCAGCCAGAGAAGGUGACCAUUCAUCCUCCAACUCUCCCAGAGCUGGACCAAGCAGUGAUACAGGAGAUGGCCAGGAGAAGAGUUCUGCUCAGCUUAAAGCUCGCCAUCAGCGCCGGCGUCUUCCAAACAAAGGACUGAGCAAAGAAUUGGGCCAAGAGAUUCUCAAGAUGGAGGAUCCUCUGAACAACCAGAAGCAUAGCGCAGAGAAGACAGAGAACAACACUCAUUAUCGCAGGCCACUCAAAAAUGAAGAUUCUGUGUCCAAUCAGAACUGCAAACCUAUGAAAACAGAAGACACUCAGAAUCGUAGAGCUCCCAAACUGGAGGACAGUGUCGCAAACUACCACAGACAGCCGCUGAAAAUCGAAGACUGCUCGGGCAACCAGAAUCACAGUCCAGUAAAACCUGAGACAGGGAGUGAAGCAGACGAGCAGAAGCCAAAAUGGCCUCUUAACAAUGGCAGCAGUGACCUGGGUGACUGGCUGAGACACAGAGGAAGGGAGGUAAACGGGACACCGCGUGGUUACUCUUCACUUUGCUGGAACAGAAGCAUACCGAUUACACCAAUAUGUCCGCGUCCACUCCCCCGCCGGUCACCACCAAAGUGCGUUCAAAUGGAGCGCCACGUCAUCCGACCCCCUCCCAUAAGCCCCCCGCCUGACAGACUGCUGCUGAAUGAUGGUGAAGCCCACAAGAUGCGGCGGGAGGCAUGGAUGAAAGUGUUCAGUCACCUCCCUCACAGAGAUCUCUGUGUCUGCAUGCGUGUCUGCAGAGCUUGGAACAGAUGGUGCUGCGACAAAAUACUCUGGAAGCACAUCAGCCUGAACCGCUGUAAGUCAAUAACACCUCUGAUGCUGAGCGGCAUCAUCCGUAGGCAGCCAGUAGGUCUGGACCUCAGCUGGACCAACAUUUCCAAAAAGCAGCUCAGCUGGCUAAUCAACAGACUUCCUGGCCUGCGUGUGUUGCUUCUUUCAGGAUGCUCUUGGGUUGCUGUCUCUGCCCUGUGCACUUCUAGCUGUCCUCUACUGCGAACGCUGGACGUUCAGUGGGUCGAGGGACUGAAAGACGCCCAGAUGAGAGACUUACUGUCGCCGCCCACAGAUAACAGACCAGGUCAGUUAGAUAACAGGAGUAAACUGCGUAACGUGGAGGACCUUCGGCUGGCUGGACUGGACAUCACCGACACGUCUCUGUGCCUCAUCAUUCGUUACAUGCCUCUCUUAUCGAAGCUGGACCUCAGCUAUUGCAACCAUGUCACCGACCAGUCCGUCAACAUCCUGACAGCUGCAGGGACGACUACCAGAGACUCGCUCACUGACAUCAACCUGUCAGUCUGUAACAGGGUCACCGACCAGUCGCUGACCUACUUCAAACGCUGCGGAAGCAUCUGUCACAUCGACCUGCGAUACUGCAAACAGGUGACCAAGGAGGGGUGUGACCAGUUUAUUGCCGAAAUGUCAGUCAGCGUUCAGUUUGAGCUAAUAGAGGACAAACUGCUGCAGAAGAUCAGCUAAGCACAGGAGAGACUGUGUUAAAAGUACUGUCCACAUGGAGGCAGCAGACGACUGUGUGUUGGAUAUACAGAACUGACACUAGGACAGUAAAUACAUCUGAAAAGGGAUGUGCUGCUGAGCCAGAAUGUAAAAAUGGAGAUCUCGUCCAUGGCAAUAUGUUCUGAAAUGUUUUUGUUGUUGCACCUGUUUAUGACUUAUUUAUUGAUAAACCGUUUGUGUAUUAUAUCACAGCUAUCCCCUGGUGUUUAUAGACUAUUUUGCUCUAAUGCAAUACCCUUUGCAUUAUAGAUCAAUAUUUUUGUAUCAGAAAGUCUUUCAUACAUUUACGUGCAGUAUAAAAUGCACCAGUGUACGGUAUCAUAUCGCCAAAAUAAAGAAAAAAGUGGAUAAUCAGUUGGCAUUGAUGUUAAGCUCUCUGGAGUUAAUGAAAAAUGUCUGAUUCGUUGGCAGGUAAUUAGUGUUUGUGUGGUUGUUUUUACACUUUAUUAAAUGUGCCUGGAUCUGUUUUUUCAAAUAGACAAAGCUACUGUAAAAAUGUUUUCCAAUAUAAAGACCAUAUUUGGAUCAGGUACUGUACCUGUAUGUAUGUUUCAAAGCUUAAAACUUAUUUGCACUCAUGAGGUAAAUCCGAAUACAUGAAUGUAUUCCUGCAUACUCUACAUUGUACAGUGUAUAAAGCAUAUUUUUCACCAAAACGUUCCACUUCGUAAAUUUCCUGACUGCUUGUAUUUCACACGGUUCCUCUGCAUUAAGACGUCAGCGAGCAGUAACCUCUCUGCCAUCUUCUUCAUUGGUGCUUUGUAGAAUAAAACGUUUUAGCUCUGCAUGCAGCUACAAAAUUUUUACGUCCUUCUGUAGAUUUAAUAACAAUUUAACAAUGUUACCUGUCUGCUUAAUACAGGCCUUAGUGGAGCUCCAUAUAGGCAGUGGUGAAUCAUGCAAAAACAAAAAGAAAAAAAAAAAAUAUAUAUAUAUAAUCAGCAAAGACUGAUAAAAUAAAAAGAAGACCAUCAAGUUAAAUAAAAAAUAAUAAGCCAGUUUUUCUUCCUAUUUUAUUCCAAAUUCAUUCUUUUUCAGGAUUUUAGGGUUGUGGCAGAUUUGGUUUCCAUCUGCUGUAGUUGAAGCUUUUAAAUAAAGCAUCAUUAAAUGAGACAAAAUUAUCUGUCUUCUGCUAAAUUUACCACAGCCAAGCACAGUGGUCCGAGGAUAAGCUCCAAGGUUUUAGUUUAUGACUGAAGGCAUGAUCUUGCUACUUAUUAUGUAGGAACAAAUUUAUAAAAAAAAAUCAAAGUUGAAUACUACUUUGUAACAUUUUACAGAAGUGUUUCUGAAAUUGCUUUUGGUUUUAAACACUAAAGAAUUGAAAUUUUCAUUCAAAAUGUACUACUUUUUCAAAGUGAUUCCUUUUUUUGUGGAAAAAACUUUAUAAAUGGCAGUCCGUGUUUACAGGUUAACGGCAUUACUUUAAAAAAAUAUUUUUUUUUGUUAAAAGACCGUCUCUCCAUGAGAAUCUUUUGUACAUUACCUCAUAUCAGUCUAUCUGUACAAAACAUACAUGUAAAUCUUAUAAAAAUCUUUGCUAUAUUAAAUUCACUACAAACACUGAA
Molecule: messenger RNA, 5918 nt
Organism: Girardinichthys multiradiatus
Lineage: Eukaryota; Metazoa; Chordata; Actinopteri; Cyprinodontiformes; Goodeidae
Gene: kdm2bb
Product: lysine-specific demethylase 2B
Exons: 21
Coding region: 136-4311 (1391 amino acids)
Biological process (GO): protein demethylation; regulation of transcription by RNA polymerase II
Molecular function (GO): DNA binding; protein binding; transcription coregulator activity
Source: RefSeq, a predicted model, not a curated record